This is a messenger RNA of Didymodactylos carnosus, 614 nucleotides long. The record is from the annotation of a GenBank genome assembly. NCBI's taxonomy places the organism in Eukaryota, Metazoa, Rotifera, Eurotatoria, Philodinida, Philodinidae.
UGGUUUGUAAUACAGAGAAUGAGGAGUGUAUGUUCAGUCAGUGUCCACUUUGUGAAAAUUUCUUUCGAGAUGAGGUUGAACAAAAAGUUAUUGACGGUAACGUUCAGAUUAAAUGGCUUCAGUGGGGCGAACGAAAAUGGACGGGCAGAAAAAAAGAGUAUUCUGGUAGUGUUGAUGAGGCAGUCCAGCUAUUAGGAAGUAAAAUUGAACAUUUUAAAUUUCAUGUGUUUGUUAAGAGAGAACAGUCGAAAUAUUUUGAAAAACUUAAGGCUGAAGUGACCGAUGAAAAAGUUAUGUGUCAAGUUGAUUUCGCCGAAAAUUAUGGAAUGAAGGAGCAAGAUGAAGUUCAGUCCGCACAUUGGUACACAAAAACAAUGAGUAUAUUUACAGGUUAUGUUUGGUCCAAAAGUGGAGGAUUUGGUUUUGCUCUACCCUCGUUAGAUGUUAGUCACGAUAAAUUCGUUGUGAAUUCAGCUCUGGAAUUAAUUUUAAAUCAUUUGAAAACUCUACUUCCAAAUCUGAAAGAAAUUAACUUUUUCAGUGAUGGAGCACCGUCUCAGUUUAAGGGGCCCCCCCUCCAAAAUCUGUCUUCGUUACCAUGCAUAGAAUUUUGA